Messenger RNA from Ictidomys tridecemlineatus (thirteen-lined ground squirrel), 3435 nucleotides. It is a transcript of the gene Ankub1, whose product is annotated as ankyrin repeat and ubiquitin domain containing 1. The record is from RefSeq and is a predicted model, not a curated record. Lineage: Eukaryota; Metazoa; Chordata; Mammalia; Rodentia; Sciuridae. Gene Ontology annotation, molecular function: protein binding.
AAGGCUGGUGAAAUAGCUCAGGGGUAGAGUGCUUGCCUGGCAUGGUGCAAUCCUGGAUUCAAUCCCCAGUACCCAGUCCCCUGGCCACAAUAUUAAUAGAAAUGCAAGAUGAUGACUAUUCUAGGUCAGGAAGUACUUCAGAAAGAAUGCAAGAUUAAUGUAUAUGAAAAAAAGGGAACAGGUAUCACAGCAUUAAACCAGAUGACUCAACAAAGGACCUCAGAAGAGUCUAAGUCCCAGUAAAUUGCUUCCUUUACAAACUUGAGUAAUGCUGCUAAAUGUUUUCACUCACCCUCGUGAGAGGGGUUUAAACAUUUCCCAGCAACACCAAGUGGGGUUGGAGGAGAUGACAAUAGUAAGUCAUUCUAAGUAACAGAAAGGCCAGAAUUUAGGGAAAUGUCGCGCCACCGUGUUGCUGUGAGCAGAUUCCAGGGGCGGGCAGGGAAAGCCGCGGUUGCCUACACAUCCAUCUCCUGGUGCAAGUGGGUAUUUCCAGACCCCGUGGCAGGAUUACAAAGACGCCAGAGAACAAGCACACAGAGUCGCUAUGGAAACCAGAUGCUUCAGCUUGAGUUAUUUACAGAGAACUUCCAGGGUCGCCAACUGUGGGGUGCUUCUCUCUCGGGUGCAUCUCAGCCACGGGGUUGUUUUUAAGGGCUCUUCAUUUUGCUAUAGUUGAGUAAUUGCAUGAUGAGGAUUUUCAUAGCUUUUGAAGGAUCUUUUGAACCAUUUGAUGUUUCAGCAGAUGAAACGGUGGAAGCUAUCAAGCUGAUGAUAAAGGAUUAUUUCCACAUUCCUCUCUCAGAAGAUGAACAAGGCAAGCGGUACCUGGAGCUGAUGUAUGCAGGAGCUGCUUUAAGGAACAGCUGGAGUCUUGCUGAUGUUGGAAUAUCUUUCUGUUCGACUCUCAAAUGCUUCAUUAAGGAAGAAGACAAGCCCACGCUGUACGUGUUCAAUGCUGUGACCCAAGAGACCAUGCCAAUAAUGGAGAGUGUUUCCCUUCUUGGUAAAACAGUGUCUGACCUAAGGACCGAGGUGACUCUGAGAUGUGGCCUCCCUGUGAGCGUCUACUGUCUGCGGACCCCCACUGGCCUGGAGAUGUAUGAUCGCAACACCCUCCGGGACUACCAGACCCAUCUUGGUAUGGCCUCGGCGGUGGGCACAACACUACGUUUGGACGUCUGGGAUGGAUGGAAGGAGUUUCUCAUGGGCUGCCUCCUUGGGCAGAAACUCAAAGUACAACGCUAUUUAUCCAGAGAAGGACCAGUGCUCAAGUAUCAGCGGAGGGUCGCCCUGUACAUUGCAGCUUUCUAUGGCUACGCCGAGCUCACUGAGUGGGCCCUGAAGCAGGGUGCGCGGCCCCACGAGGCAGUAGGUGCCCACCCCUAUCGAGCAUGGUGCCACGAAGCCCUCCACGCAGAUGUCUCCAAGUGCCCCAUUCAUGCAGCUGCAGAAGCAGGCCAACUGCUGGUUCUGAAGACCUUUGUCCACUGCAGUGUCCUGUGCCUGGAAUGCAAAGACCCAGCAGGACAAACCCCCCUGGCCAUCGCGUCCAAACACAGGCAUAAAGACUGUGUGUUGUAUCUGCUGAAUAAAAUGUGGUCCACCGUCUCGUUUCUGAAGAUUUCUGUCCCAAUGAGGAUUUAUAUUAAGAUAAAACAAUGGAUCCUCAGAGCUCAGAGUCACAGCCUUCGCAGGAGCCAGCUGUGCAGAGCUGGGGUCCGUGGGGCGAAAGUUGGAGAUAUUGUGAUGGUGGAUGGUUUCACCCAACCCAAAAUGACCUCCAAGAGCUGGCAUAAGGCUGGGAACCAGGACUCACAAGGCAACUCCAGCAAGCUACCGCCUCUCAGAGGACACGCUACAAGCAGGAAGCCUGGAGACUCUGUGGCAGUUCCACAAAGGGAUGCGGGAGAUGGGCCCCUAGUAUUGCCUCCACUGGUAGAUGCGGAUGCAUUCUCUGAGUUACAUCAACAGCAGAGUCAGAUAAAAAUUACCUCCACAGCUUGGAGAAAAGAAGGGCGCAUGAAAAAUGCCUACCUCCCCCAAGUGCCCCUCCCCCCCUUUUUAAGAGCGGGGUGCUCGCACCCCUGUUACUCCACAGCGCGCAGUGAGGACGUUUUACUGAAGUCCUGCUUCGCAUCUUUCCAGCAGCACAGUGGGAGGACUCCCAGAGAGAACGCCAUCUACUGCUUGGCUGUGGCCAGUGCCUUUAAGGAGAAACGAUGGCUUCAGCAGCUAGGAAUAGCAAGAGCUCUUGCCAAAAAGAGCAUUUCCCACCUGACCACCCACAGAGGCCUGGCAGCCGAUGAGAACCCUCCAGAAAUGUUGCUUUGAAAAUUCAGGAUGACCUUAGUUUGGGCAAAGACCUAUUCCUGCAGAACUCCAGUUCUAACAUUAACAUUCCUAAGCUGUCAUCUCUCCAACAACCCAGUGCACGCCCACAGCUCUCGGGCCACACGAUUUCCAAAAGGACACCAAAUGCCAAGUGCCAUGAUCUCUUAGACUCCACUAUCCCAGGAGAAAAGGUAGGGCAUUGUUUUUUUAUAGAGAGUCAGAGGAAGAAUCUACAUGAACAUGAAAACAGUACUUGUCUAUAGGGUGUGGUAACAGCAAAGAUGAGAACCAAGGAUAAAACUUAGGAUUUUUACUUGUUUUCUGUUUCUUUGGAUCUGUUUCAAUGUUUUUAGAUUUUUUUUAAGUCACAUAAAUGUAGAACAUAAAACAGAGUAAAUAAAAUUUUUAAAAUUCUACAUAAGGAAGUCCUUAGGAGAGUUACAGAUACCAUCUAGGUUUAGCAUAGUGGUCCAGACAUCUUUUUUAACUUCUAUUAAAACAUUGUUUCAUAUUUUUUUAACAGGUACUAACUGCCUUUUUAAAAGAAAAUUGUAGAUAGACACGGUACCUUUAUUUAUUUAUUUUUAUAUGGUGCUGAGGAUUGAACCCAGUGCCUCUCGCAUGCUAGACAAGCACUCUACCACCGAGCCACAAACCCAGCCCCUAAUUUUUUAAAUUGAGGAAAAGUUAACAUACAAUGACUUGUGUGUCUUGUAAAUAUAAGAUUCAGUGGGUUUAACAAACAUACCUUUGUGGGAAGGUUCUCCCAGUCAAGAUAAAGAAUAGCAGUUACCCCCAGAGAAUUUCUUCAACCUCCCGAGUCAGGACCAGAAAGGAAUUCUGACUCUGUCUCCAGAGGUAAAGAUUUCCAGACCAUUCCAACCAUAUGGUUCCUCCCUUAUCUUUCCGGAUGACCUGACUGUCCCUGAUAUUUUGAGACUCAUUUAUACUGUUGCAGGCAUUAGAAGUCUAUUUCUUGUCUCUAAGUUGCCCUAUUGUAUGGAUGUGCCACAAUGUAUCCAUUCAACUAUUUGGACGUUUGAAUUGUCUCCAGUUUUGUGAUAUUAAGAAUAAAGCUCUUUGAACAUUAUUGUAAAAGUC